Messenger RNA from Aspergillus niger, 825 nucleotides. RefSeq lists its product as uncharacterized. Lineage: Eukaryota; Fungi; Ascomycota; Eurotiomycetes; Eurotiales; Aspergillaceae. Bases 1 to 825 code for a protein of 274 amino acids. The record is from RefSeq and is a predicted model, not a curated record. The transcript is spliced from 3 exons. Gene Ontology annotation, molecular function: oxygen binding; heme binding.
AUGGAAUUCACUCUUGAGCCCAAUCGACCAAUGAAGCAUGUCGACCGUAAAGCCCUGUACACCCGUCUAGAGGCGCGCAUCACUUACCUGCGAGACUUCCUGGACUUCAAUUCAAGUGACGUUGAGGCAUUGGUGGCAGGCUCCAAGUAUAUCAAGGCCCUGAUCCCUGCCGUGGUCAACAUCGUCUAUAAGAAACUUCUCGAGUCCGACAUCACCGCUCGUGCCUUCCACACGAGAGAUACCGCCGACGAUACCCCCGUCGAGGAGUUCUUCACUGAAGAAAGCCCCCAGAUCCAACGUCGCAAGAUGUUUUUGCGUUGGUACUUGAUUAAGCUGUGUUCCGACCCUUCUCAGAUGGAAUUCUGGCGGUACUUGAACAAAGUUGGAAUGAUGCACACUGCCCAGGAACGUCUGUACUCGCUCAACAUCGAAUACAUCCAUAUCGGCGCUUGCCUCGGAUUCAUUCAAGAUAUCUUCACCGAAGCCCUCAUGUCACAUCCUCACCUAUCGCUCCCUCGCAAGACCGCCCUGGUUCGUGCCAUCAGCAAGAUCAUCUGGAUCCAGAACGACCUCUUCGCCAAGUGGAGAAUCAGGGAUGGCGAAGAGUAUGCCGAUGAGAUGUCGGAGAUUAUGGUGGACGACAAAGAAGGGUACCUGGGCGACAAGAAGAUCCUGGGUGACAACAGCAGCACCUCCGCAAGCUCGAGUGAGGAUGACCGCUCAAGCAUUCACAGUGGCACGGUCCCUACUUCCACCCCGGCAUGCCCCUUUGCAGACAUGGCAAAGCCCGCGUCGGAAACCAAGAUUUGGGCCGGCUCUAACUGA